Messenger RNA from Heterostelium album PN500, 732 nucleotides. RefSeq names its product SDR family oxidoreductase. Gene Ontology annotation, molecular function: oxidoreductase activity. The transcript has 2 exons. The record is from RefSeq and is a predicted model, not a curated record. Bases 1 to 732 code for a protein of 243 amino acids. Gene Ontology annotation, cellular component: cytosol. Lineage: Eukaryota; Evosea; Eumycetozoa; Acytosteliales; Acytosteliaceae.
AUGCAAGAAAAUAUUUCUAAACCUUUAGUUAUUAUUACCGGUGCUUCUACUGGUUUUGGAUUGGAAACUGCAAAGUUAUUUAAUUCAAAAGGUUAUCCAAUGUUAUUAAUUUCAAGAAAUAUUGAAACUAUUUAUUUAAAGAAUAAUAUUUCAUUCUCAAACAGUAUUGUUAAAAAUGUAGACAUUUCCAAUUUUACUGAUGUCCAGAAUGCAAUUUCCCAAGCUGAAUCUAUCUAUGGAAAAGCCGAUUUAUUAGUUAUAAUGUUAGGAAAUAUUUAUUCUCAACCAAUUGAAGAAUGGCAAACAAUGAUAAAUACCAAUAUAACUGGUACUAUGAAUUGUACAAAUGCAGUCUUAAAAAAUAUGACUGAAAGAAAACAUGGAACCAUUAUUAAUGUUUCAUCUAUUUGUGGAAGAUCCGGAGCUCCACAACACUCAAUCUAUUCAGCAUCAAAAACAUUUAUAGAUAUGGUGACAGAACAAGUUAGACAAGAAGUUGCUAAAAGUAAUGUUAGAGUAAUGUUACUAGCUCCUGGUAUUUCAGAAACCAAUCUUUUAGAUAGUUCCCAGGAUAUGGAGGCUGUAAACAAUUUAACAAAUUGGCGUGAAAGUCUAGGAGACAAAGUAUUACUACCAAUUGAUAUAGCACAAUCUAUCAUGUACAUGUAUCAACUUCCUCAAAGUUUAACUAUUAGAGAAUUUGUAAUUGCAUCAACAAGCCAAGAUAAAUAA